Messenger RNA from Apus apus (common swift), 722 nucleotides. It is a transcript of the gene MGST3, whose product is annotated as microsomal glutathione S-transferase 3. Bases 185 to 616 code for a protein of 143 amino acids. The transcript is spliced from 7 exons. NCBI's taxonomy places the organism in Eukaryota, Metazoa, Chordata, Aves, Apodiformes, Apodidae. The record is from RefSeq and is a predicted model, not a curated record. Gene Ontology annotation, molecular function: glutathione transferase activity; glutathione peroxidase activity. Gene Ontology annotation, cellular component: endoplasmic reticulum; nuclear envelope; membrane.
GGCAGAGCCAGCCCCGUUCCGUCCCGUUCCGCCCCGUUCCGACCCGUUCCGUCCCGUUCCGCCCCGUUCCGCUCCGCGCCGGAGGAGCUUGCCCAGUUUCUCCUGGAGUUUAUGAAAACUGCCUGAAUUGAAAACAUCCCUGGGCAAGGAGCUUCACAGGCUCUGUUUUCCUGACACCAGCGAGAUGGCUGUUCUCUCAAAGGAGUAUGGCUACGUGAUGCUGACAGGGGCUGCCAGCUUCAUCAUGGUCAUGCACCUUGCAGUGAAAGUGGCCAAGGCCCGCAAGAAGUACAAUGUGGAGUAUCCAACCAUGUACAGCACAGACCCUGAACACGGGCAUAUAUUCAACUGCAUCCAGCGUGCACACCAGAACACAUUGGAAAUCUACCCCCCCUUCCUGUUCUUCUUAGCCACCAGUGGAUUCUACCACCCGCGUAUUGCCACAGGGCUUGGCAUCACCUGGAUCCUUGGGAGAAUCCUUUAUGCCUACGGCUACUACACUGGAGAUCCCAAAAAAAGGGCGAGAGGGGCCUUUGGUUCAGCUGCAGUGAUUGGGUUGAUGGGCACAAGUGUGUACUCAGCUUGCCAGCACCUGGGCUGGAUCUGCCAGGACUAACCUGCAUGAUCAUAGUGGCUGCCUGGGAAACAAGAAGGAUUCUUGUUGCAUUUUCUUUUCUUUUCUCCUCAUUCAAUAAAAUGAAGUUGUUCAUUCUGUAUUUUCA